Molecule: messenger RNA, 3977 nt
Organism: Lytechinus pictus (painted urchin)
Lineage: Eukaryota; Metazoa; Echinodermata; Echinoidea; Temnopleuroida; Toxopneustidae
Product: solute carrier organic anion transporter family member 4A1-like
Exons: 15
Coding region: 986-3139 (717 amino acids)
Biological process (GO): sodium-independent organic anion transport; transmembrane transport
Cellular component (GO): plasma membrane
Molecular function (GO): protein binding
Source: RefSeq, a predicted model, not a curated record
CUUUGAAAUCAUGGUCCCUCGUCGGGAAUUGUAAUUAAACCAUCUGAGAAAAAGAGGGACAGGGAAAACGCUCUGUGUGUCAUACAACGCUGAUACUCAACGGUCAUCACAUACCCAAACGAGAAUAUGUGUGGAAAUCAAUGUUUCUUUUCAAGGAAAUCUCUUCUAUUCUUGAAGGCGGAUUGAUCUCUGAGGCCCUUGGUAUAAAAUUAUAUUUCUUAAUACCGAAACCAUUGUGAUGUUUGAAAUAACCACUGAUGAUAGCGCAUGCAGAAAUAAAAAAUGAGAUAAAAAGAAGGAAAAGAACAAGAAGAAGAAGAAAAAAGAAGAAGAAGAAGAAGAAGAGGAAGGAGAAGAAGAAACCAAAAGCAAACCAAACCCACCUACGUAUACAGUUAUAACACAUUCAUGCUAAGAAGUGUCAAGUUCAUCAAACUAUCCAUUCGAACCUUCACCCCGCCCCCACAUCUCGCUCAUAGAUUAAACUGGUUUAAUGAUAACGCUCAUUUGCUUCAAUUAGUAACCUGUCUGUUUGAUUAACGGAAUCACUAUAUGUACCGCAUGAGGUGUACGGAGUGUACGGGACUGGUUGUAUGAUCUGCCGGUCUGGCGAACAAAACACUACGCAUCAAACUAUUAUGACCUGGAAGGUAUCAGUACACCAAGUAAAGCCACUUUCAGAAUUGAGUGUUCGAACUAUUGAUUAAAAUGCUGGUACGUAGAUAUAAAUUUGAUUAGACUAAACAUCCAUCCAUUACACAGCUGUAGUACAUCAUGAUGGAAAUAUAAUGAAAGUUCUGUAGCCUUUCUCAAGGUUAUCAAACAGAUCGGAAAUACACGGAAGGCCGAGUAGGACGUUGUAAUGCACCCGGUACGUUGUUAAAGUACUGUUAUUACGUGAAAAAAGAUAAGAUUGUGACACACACACAAAACUACACGAGGGUCAAGGGGUUGACUAGAUCGUCCAUUGUCGAACUCUUCAACAAUGUCGACUGCAAUGACAACAGACUCAUCCCCUCUUUUGUCCUCUGACCAACAUAACGAAUACAAUUCGAUCAGCGAUGAAUCUGUGGCGCUCCGUACGUCAUCGUCACAAUCAUUGUCGAUAACGUGCUCGUCGAGAGAGAAGAGUAUACACGACGUUGUUCGAAGCGAAGGACGACAACGGUUUGGUUGUUUUUCUUUACGGCCGUCAUGGUUACAGUGUUGCAACAAUCCCAAAGGAUUUCUAGUAUGGCUCUGUGGUUUCGCUUUCACCCAAAGUUACGUGACUAGUGGUAUUGUCUAUACUGUUACCACCACAUUGGAGCAGCGAUUUAGUCUUCCCAGUGUGCAAAGCGGCUUCCUGGCCUCCUGUUACGAUCUUGCUCUCCUUGUCGUUGUUUUAGGGGUAACAUAUUUUGGAGAGAAUGGCAAUAAGCCCCUAUGGCUCGGCAACGGCGCCCUUAUAUUUGCUGCUGGUUCUUUUCUCUUCGCCCUUCCACAGUUUACUACAGGUCUCUACGAGCCAUCGACUUUAUAUUCAGAUACUUGUGAUCCUACAUCAAACGUAACAAACCCUUGUGAUGUUGAUGACAAUGAUAACACGACACUAAGCUCUUAUUACUGGGUGUUUAUAGCAGCACAAUGUCUUCAUGGACUGGGGGCCGCCCCCAUCUACACACUUGGAGUUACUUAUAUAGACGAAAGCGUGUCGCCCCAUAUGGCAUCCAUUUAUCUUGGGAUAAUCCAAGCAACCUCAAUCCUAGGUCCAGCUCUUGGCUAUCUCCUUGGUGGAUACUUUCUUAGUAUCUAUGUCGACCCGGGUGAAGAUCCAGAGAGUUUGGGUUUAACACCAGACAGUGUUCUAUGGGUAGGAGCAUGGUGGAUUGGUUUUAUCACAAGUGGAUGUAUGGCUCUCAUUGUCACUCUACCACUACUUGGAUUCCCAAAAUAUCUACCAGACGCCAAAAAUAUCGAUGGUAAGCUCGACCAUCAUCAAACUCAGAAGGGGUCAGAAUUCAUCACUCAGACCGGAUUGGCCAACUCUGUACGUGAUAUUCCUCGUGCCACCCUCAAUCUUGUUACCAAUAAACCAUUCAUGUUGUUAAAUUGUUCGGCAGCGACCGAAUGGUUUAUUAUCUCGUGUCUUGCAGCAUUUGGACCCAAGUUUUUUGAAUCACAGUUCUCACUGUCUUCAAGUGAUGCUGCCUUUCAGACAGGUCUGAUCGUUAUUCCGUCGAGUUGUGUUGGUUGUCUGAUUGGAGCCUUCCUCGUCAAACAUUUCAAACUUUCUUUCUCGGGAAUGGUCAAGUUUUGCAUCGGUUCUUUGAUGUUUUCUCUUGCGUGCAUGUCUUUGUUUUUAACCUAUUGUCCCGACCCUCCUAUGGCGGGAGCUACAGUACAGUACUAUAACACGUCCAUUCCUCUAAAUGAAGAGAACAGUACUAAUUUCACUGCUGAAUGUAAUAGCAACUGUCACUGUGCUGCAACCUACAACCCCGUAUGUGGUAGCAAUGGUGUCGUCUACUUCUCAGCCUGCUUUGCUGGUUGUACGAAAGAUGAAUAUCCCGAUGAUGUGGAAAGUGACAGAGUAUAUCAAGAUUGUAAAUGCAUCCAAGAUAGUAUCAACCACACAGAGUAUUCUGGUUCAGCAGUCUUAGGUUUAUGUGAAGACGAGUUUUGUGACAAGAAACCUUUGUUUAUGGCUGGACUUUUCUUUGCAUUGGGCUUCACAUUUCUGGCUCUCGUACCGUCUAUUCUCGCCACAAUGAGAUCUGUUUCUCAUUCUCAACGAGCUUAUGGUCUAGGAAUACAAUCAUUCAUUUAUCGACUACUAGGCACCGUCCCAGGACCAAUUAUACUAGGCGCCCUCAUCGACAGAGUCUGUUUAGUAUGGGAAAGCAACUGCGACGGAUCUCGAAGCUGUUGGCUCUACGACAACCAAGAAUUCAGCAAAAUAUUCUUCAUCGUGACAGUCAUAUGCCGAUGUUUAUCUCUCAUCUUCAUGAUUCUCUCACUAAUGACUUAUGUACCACAAGGGAAUGAGAUUCAAGAAGAGGAAGAAGGAAUAGAAGAACAUGAAGAAGGGAUCGAGGAGAAUUCACAAGCAUUUCUUACAAGCCAAACCACUUCAUAUUCAAAGACACCCACGCCGUGAUGACUGCGUCAUUUGCAUCAUUAACGGACUCUUUGAAAUAGUGCUGCGUUAGUGAAUCCUCUCACAAACUGAAAUAAAAAAGGAAUACUCUCCAUUAAGUUACUAUAUUUUUUUUCAACUUUAAGUCGGCUUGCAUGUAUAAUUAUGUUCGUUAUGCUCAGCAAUUUAAAAUAGACUCUUCCUAUCUUACCGACUGACUGAUCGUCAGUCGGUUAACACCAUGAUACCAUUUCAUGAGGCUUUUUCAGCUCUGACCAGUGUCAAUUACCAUACAACAUUCAGAGACCAAUGCUUCCCCCGCGUGCUUCCCAGCCAAUCAAAACCAAAUAAAGGAUUUCACAACAAUAGAGGUGACGAUUUAGUCAGUGUUUGUACUUUCAUGAAACUCCCCCGACUCUUUAAUGCGAGUCUGGAUAAUACAGGUUAACAGUUCCGCAUCGUAACUUUCAAAAUAUAAGUGUGCGGUAUAACAACGAUACGCUAUGAUAAUCAAUAUGAGUGUUCAUGUAUACACUACUAUCUUAUAAAUUAUUGUUUGUAAAUAAUGAAUCGCAAUGUAUAAACUGCAAUCGAUUAAUGUAUGCUGCAACACUUCAUUCUGUUUUACCUUGUCCUGAACUUUUAAACAUACAAUACCUUGGAGUACUCAUCUGGAUUUUUUCAAUGAAAAUGCAAUAAUUUUUUUUUUAUAAAUCAAAAAGCAAUAAGUUGUUAUUGCUGUUUGUCAUUUUUAUGCGAUAAAGCGCAACUUAAACAUUUAAUUUACAUUUCCAUAAUCACAUACUGAAAAGAUACUGAAAUAUCGUGCAAAAUACUGAUGAGCUUACAGUACAGUCUA